AGCGUCUACCGUGCUGAACAGCAAACACCUACAGUCCCCAUAUCCCUACCCCCGUCUUCUCCUACCGCUCAUUCCACCAACCACCAAGCCCAUCCUCGAUCCUCAUCGUUUGGCUCCAUCGUACCAUCAUGCCCAGUAGCGCAGAAAUUCGAUCUAUUAGACUUGAAAUUAUUGGUGGACAGAAUCUUCAAGCCCCUUCCGGGCGCAUACCCGCAGGGAUUUACAUAUCCAUCAAUGUCGACUCGAGGAGACGCUGGAAAUCAGCCAUCAAAGUUUUAUCCUCUGAGAAAUCUGUUGCGUGGGGAGAUACCCUGACCCUAACACAGGCAUCACCUACAUUAUCAGUGGAAAUCAGAGCGUCCUACGAGGCUGAUCGAAUUCUGGGUAGCGGAGAAGUCAUUGGACAACUUGAAACAUCGUGGGAUGAGUUGCUUGAUCAUGGAGAUGAGCCUUUCGAACUGUCCUUCCCGCCCGUUCGUGGUGUUUACCCUUCUCUCAAGCUGAAGGCCACUGUUGUACAUGCUUGCGACAAUCGGGAUGGCGCACUGUUUGAUUCCCUCGUAGACUGCGAGAUUGCUCAAGAGACAGAUGCGGGCCACGCACGAUAUGCCGAAUAUAGGACCACCAAGACAGUCUCUCACCUGAACGACGCUUUACAACAUUUUCAGUUGGUUCUGGACCGCUGUCCGGUCGACCAUCCUGACCAUGCAGCGGCUCUCACCAACCUCGCGUGUGCCCGCCUUCUAGGCUACAUUCAAAACGAUCUCCAAGACAUUGAUACCACCACUUCCCUCUUCCGCGAAGCCCUUGCAUUGCGUCCGCAGGGCCAUCUCGAUCACACAUUAUCUCUCCAUCAUCUCAUUUUCGCAUUGAUCUGGCGCUACAGCAAGGAGCCCACUGCCGCCUAUAUUCAUGAAUCCCUGCAGCUGUGCUGCAAGCUACUGCCCCUCUGUCCAGAGGGCACCUACUUUCGAAGCAUGGGCGUAGACAGUGUGGUCAAUUAUGUGAUUAGUAAUUGCAACAACCUUUCAAUUGAUGCAUCCAAUAAAGGCAUCGACCUUCGACGAAACGUGCUCAAGAUCUGUCCCCUGGGUCAUCAACACCAUAUAGGAGUAUUCACCAUGCUUUCACGGUCACUCUUAACACGGUUUACACAACGGGGCAGCAUUGAUGAUGUAGACGAGCUCAUACAGCUUCUUCGUGAAGCCAUUUCUCUGCACCCCAAGGGACAUUCUGACCGUGGUAUCUACCUGAACAACUUGGCCUUCUCACUUCAAUCCCGCUUCAAUCACCAGGGAAAAUCACAUGACCUGGACGAGGUUGUCUCCAUGCACGAAGAAGUGCUGCGUCUGCGCCCUGUUGGGCACGAAUCUCGUGAUUGCUCAUUGGACAACCUAGGGGGCGCCCUCUACACCCGUUUUAUUACACGCGGUGAUGUUGAUGACAUCAACCGAGCUGUUAGCCUCUAUCGCGAGGCACUGACCUUGCGCCCACCUGGGCAUCCACGUCGUGACGUCACGCUUAACAACCUUGCCCUCGCGCUCCAAAAGAUAUAUGUCAAAUCCCGCGUCAUCGAGGAUCUUAACGAGGCCGUCGAUCUAUAUCGUGAAUCCCUUCGGUCAAAGCGGGUUGAUGAUCCAGAGCGCCCUGCAUAUCUUUUCAAUUCAAGCUCGGCGCUUUGCUCUCGUUUCACGCGAACUCAGAAGAAUGUGGAUAUUGAGGAGGCCAUUCAACUCUGUCAGGAAUCAUUGGUGGCAUUGCCUUCACUGCAUCCAGAUAGAUGGUUCAGCUACAGAUGGCUGAAGGAAGGCUAUUUGGCUCGUUACCUAGUGCAACACGAGCCGGCUGAUUUGUCACUUGCAAUAGAGAACUCCAGACUUGCGUCAAUGCACCCCACCCAAGGUUUUCCAAAUCGCAUUCUAGCAGCCCAGCACUGGGUUUCUGAUGCCGAGAAUUCUUGUCAUGAAUCUGCGCUCGAGGCAUAUGCAAUGUUUUUCGAGCUUCUCGACGCACAUAUCUCAACACGAUCAUCCAUCACUUCGCGGCUUGAAGCUGCUCCCACCUUUCAUAACGCCAGAUCGCUGCCUGUAGAUGCAGCAUCAUGUGCCAUACGCAGGCACAACCUGCAAAAGGCCAUCGAACUCGUAGAGCAGGGUCGUGGUCAGCGAUGGUCAUUCGCCUCUCGACUCAAAACUCCAGUUGAAGAGCUCGAAACGGGACAUCCACAUCUAGCUCACAAAUUUUUGGAGCUGAGCAAGCGUGUUUCCAACGCAGCUCAGGGUUCUGCAACCAUCGUGGACAGAGCUGCAGCUGAAGUAGCGGAAACGAAGUACAGGAGAAUUAUGACGCAAUGGGAAGCUGCGGUAGCUGAGAUACGUGAUCUUCGAGGUUUCUCGCGGUUCCUGCUCCCACCUUCGUACGAAGACUUGCAAGCGGCAGCACGCCAUGGCCCGGUCAUCAUCCUCAUUGCCAGCAAAUACUCGUGCAGCGCCAUCAUUGUCCCGACGUCAGGAGAGCCCCAUAAUGUUACCUUGCCAUCUAUCUCUCUCGCAGAUCUCGAGGAUCUCAAAGAUCGGUUUGCCAGUGCGAUAUUGCAAGCAUCGAAGAUGGGCCUAAAGCAGCCGCGCAAUGAUCUGAUUGUCCUCUUGCGGGCGGUAUGGGACGAUAUCAUGCUACCUGUCGUCGAGGUACUCGAGCAUACCCUCAAAUUAAAGCGCCAGUCUCGAAUCUGGCUGUGUCCAACUGCGGUUUUCACAUCCAUUCCUCUUCACGCAGCCCACCCAUUUCGAACAAAGGCAGAUUGCUCUGGGAAGGAGCCAUGCCUGGAGGAUCUCUACAUAUGUUCUUACACGCCGACACUUUCGGCGCUGAUCAGAUCUAGGCAGAUGAUGAAGAAACGCAGUGUGCCUCCAUCCUUUGUGGCGGUUGGGCAAGGUCAACCGGGCGGAGGGAAUGGCAAGGCGCUCUUAGCUGUCGAUAGCGAGCUCGAGCUUGUCCAUAAGCUGGUCCCCGUGACGGCCAACCGUUCAACUCUUUCUGGCGACGCAGCCACGCGAGCAGGCGCACUUGAAGCCCUGGAACAGAACACUUGGGUGCACCUCGCUUGCCAUGGCAAGCAGGACCACGAUCAGCCUUACAAUUCUCAUUUCGUCAUGAAGGAUGCACCUCUCACGCUACUUGACAUCAUGGAGAAAGACAUUCCGCAUGCUGAGUUCGCGUUCUUAUCAGCAUGUCAUACCGCCGUCGGUGAUAAGGAGACGCCCGACGAAGUCAUCCAUCUUGCAGCUGGCCUUCAGUUUUCGGGGUUCAAGAGCGUCGUUGGCACGCUGUGGGAGGUUGACGACGCUGUCGCAAAACACGUUGUUGGAGCUUUCUACGAGAAUAUGGUCAAGCAUGUGGAGGAUGGCGGGUUCAUGGACUGUACGAAGGCGGCUUGGGCACUGAACCGUGCUACACACGCCGUGAAGACGAAAGUGCCGCUCGAACAGAGGAUGGUUUUCAUACAUAUUGGUGUGUAGUUCUACUAUAUCGUAUUGCUUUGCCUGGUACAUAUUCUUUAUCUGCGAUCCUCUUUCAUUCUGUUUUUUUUUUUCGUAGAAAUAACCCCGAUACUUAUAGGGUCAAAACAGAAAUAGGUUUCAAACUUGUAAAAAAAUAUCUUUUGGUGGGCUGGUACAUAUCAUGGAGGGUACUUCUGGGAUGGAUAUGAGCCAACAAUUAAGAAAAUCGGCG
Suillus clintonianus is the source of this 3732-nucleotide messenger RNA. RefSeq names its product CHAT domain-containing protein. The record is from RefSeq and is a predicted model, not a curated record. NCBI's taxonomy places the organism in Eukaryota, Fungi, Basidiomycota, Agaricomycetes, Boletales, Suillaceae. Gene Ontology annotation, molecular function: protein binding. The transcript has 5 exons. Bases 129 to 3518 code for a protein of 1129 amino acids.